CACAGGUGAGGGGUAAAAAUGAAUAAAUCUCCAUGUGCCCCCAGACUCCGCCGGGAGUUUCUUCAUAGUCGCCUAAGAAAAGAGAAAACAUGGAACAUAUUUUGUUUCUCGCCUUUGUUGCCAGUGCGUCAGCUUGCGUAAUUCCAACUACACCAUUGUCAAACACCAUCACCACCCCAUUCAGGAUCCAGGUCCAAAAUGUAUCCUACCCAGCAGUCAAUAAUCUUUAUAUGAACCUCCUCGAAGCUGGAGGGGGAGAUAAACAUUUGUACAUUGGUCCUGUUGGAACACCUACAUCCAACCUCGUGUUGACCGCCGGGGUGAUCGAGCAAGGCGUCGUUCAUGCCGUGAUUGGAGGCGAGCAUUCUGAUAUCGACAACACGGACAAGAUGUUCAUGACUGAACGUGGUGAUGCUCGAGCAAUCUUUCAGCCAACAUAUGCCUGUAAUCCGCAAACGGAUGCUCUCCAAAUCGAACUGAGAUUCGUGACUUGGCAGAACCAUGCACCAGGUCAAUGGAUCUGUGUGAGGCCCACCUAUGAUAAUGCGUAUGAGUUCCGCUAUUAUCCUCCUGGAAAUACAGCGAAUGAUCCGAACAAGUUCUGUGUGAAAGUGACACUCGUUGCAGUCGGAGCAAGCGGAACUGGAACAACACUGACUACAUCGACCACAUCGACAGCGAGCACUAGUGUAUCCGUUGGAUCUACGACAUCAACAUCAACGUCGACUAGGACUACAUCUACGUCCACAAGCACUGCAUCAAACCCGCCAGGUGGUACCUCCUCCGCUUUGCCAUAUACAGAUAUGACUUCUCAGGGAUUCUCCUUCAUCGGAUGUGCGCCUGAGGAGCGGAAUGACCCAACAGGACUAAAGGGUCGCACGCUCUCCGGUGUUCUCUACGCAGACGAUACUCUCACCAACAACAAAUGCAUGACGUUCUGUGCCGGAAGAGGAUAUCGGUACGCUGGAACGGAGUAUGCACGUGAAUGCUGGUGUGGGAACUCUUACCCGCCUAGCCGGCAACCAAAGACCACCAAGGCCAGUCUGGCGGGGUGCUCGACAAAAUGCAAAGGAGAUACUUCACAGUACUGUGGGGGCGGCGACUGGCUGAGUCUCUACCAGGCCUGUGCUGCGGGCGGGCCAUGUGUAAAUGCCGUCUUCACUUGAAAAAUACCUAAUGAUAAUAGAACUCCGAUAGGUCGAGGGCUACAAGUAAUGGGAAUGGUCGUGGGAAGAUUGAGCAUACUCCAGUGUUAUAGAGUAUAGUGGUGAGCUUGUUUGUGCAGCUUAGCUUUGACGAAUCUCCCUAGACUUAUAACUAGAUAUUUAUCUUUCUAA
Cadophora gregata is the source of this 1337-nucleotide messenger RNA. RefSeq lists its product as uncharacterized. NCBI's taxonomy places the organism in Eukaryota, Fungi, Ascomycota, Leotiomycetes, Helotiales, Ploettnerulaceae. The coding region runs from base 90 to 1166 and encodes 358 amino acids. Gene Ontology annotation, cellular component: plasma membrane. The transcript is spliced from 2 exons. The record is from RefSeq and is a predicted model, not a curated record.